Messenger RNA from Frieseomelitta varia, 1519 nucleotides. RefSeq lists its product as uncharacterized. The coding region runs from base 271 to 1176 and encodes 301 amino acids. The transcript is spliced from 2 exons. The record is from RefSeq and is a predicted model, not a curated record. NCBI's taxonomy places the organism in Eukaryota, Metazoa, Arthropoda, Insecta, Hymenoptera, Apidae.
GCCUCCGUCGUGAAGAAAUUUCCACUCUUCUCGCGUGUCUCUUUCUUCGAGAACGAAAAUGACGAGGGUCGUUUUCGCAGGGAUUCGAAGGUUUGAUAAAUUCGUUGGAACGCGGACUCUUUCUUCUCUCGGAACUGAACGAUCCGCUUAAUUGCAUCCAGGCGGAACUUUCAUCGCGGAAUCACGAGCCACGCGAAAAAAAUAUCUCGUCGACUUUCUCCGCGAUCUUCUUUCAGUUUUAUUCUCACUUACGAAACCUGUAUCGUCGUCAUGAAACACGGAUUACGAGGUUUGUGUCUGUUGGCCUUCGUUUCCACGGGAAUUACAGUCAUUAUGGAACCAACAGAGGAAUCAAUCUUGCCCAACGAAGAUUCGACCAGUUUUAACGAGGCUUUCGGCGCCUGUUUAGCGAGGAAAGAAUUCGGCACGCUGGAAUGUGCGAAUCGUGGUGCUCUGAGUACUCUCCAGUCGCUUAAUCACAAGGACGAUCUAGAUUUUGGGAAUGUUCAUCUGGAGAGGGCCGACGGCCAAAGUAGAGAACUUGUGGAUUGGGAUUACGAUCCGAAAGAUUUUGGAAACAUCGUGAAAGCGACGACCAAGCUGAUCGAGCGUAGAAGUUUCAAGUGGAAUUUGGACAGCGUGUAUCCGGGACUGCAGUUGCGAGCUGGACCGAUGCUGAAUGGGAAUGGCAUCAUGGAAUUCGUGAUCAAUGAAAGAGCAACGACAUUUGGCGACAGGCAAGCUGGACCAGGAAGGCAAAUGGUGAGGCAUCUGCUGCUACCAUUCCUCCUGGGCUUCAAGUUCAACCUCGCUUCUCUCAUUCCGCUGUUGUUCGGAUUCUUGUUGAUACUCACGAAGAAAGCUUUGCUACUGACGAAGAUAGCUCUGGUGAUCAGUGGUCUGUUGGGCUGGAAUUCGUUAUUGUCACCCACUGGGCCGCCGCAUUAUCCAGCAGGAGGAUUCCAUACGCACGGACACGAGACACCGAUCGGAGGAUUCCCGUACUACGAACACUACAAUUUUCACCACAGACCGUACAGGGGAUUCCAGGGCAACGACUUCCAGCCGUACAGUCAGCAUGUAAUCAGAGAGGUCGUCGACGUUUACGAUAACGCGGAGGAAGUGGGGAAGAGCAAACGGAAUGGCAAGAAUUUCGUCUGGGUAAAAAGUAACUGACGUGAUCAACAAGAGGUAACAAAUAGGUGCUUUUAGUCUAGUGACUUUCAUCAAAACCGAAACUCGUGAUACGAUGUGUCGCGAAAAAUUUCUAUACUAUAGAAUUGUUCCUCUUGACAAAAUUUAGUUCCUUUCCUUUUAAUUUCUUUUGAUGGAGAGUAGCUGAUGGUUUUAGUCUAGUGAUUUCUAUCGAGACGAAAUUUCGCGAUGAUGUCCCGUAAAAAAAGAAAGAAAAAAAAAAAAUUGAGCCCGUUUAGAAAUUUCCAUACUACAGAAAAUUGUUCUCCUUCGUACAAUAUAUAUGUCUAUAUUUCUAUCGACAAAUAUUUUAUUUGGAAGAAAA